AUGUUCUCAAAGUGUCUGCUUCUGCUUUUGCUCGCCGAGGCAACACUCGGCAUCCGAGUCUUCCUACAUCCUGCGCCAUCUUCACGCUCAAGCUCGUCCCUGACUCCAGCACAAGCACGAGCUGUCGUUUCGCACCAUCUCGGUCUUGAAGCCUUUGACCCUAUCCAGGAUGUGAAGGGUGUAGAACAAUUCGUUUCUGGGGAGUUUGUUGGAAAGGGCACUGAGAAUGCCCUUUUAGUGACGCUUAGCGAGGACGUUGCGCGUGACGUGAUUCCGUCUACUGUCAAACAAUCCUUCUUGCUUCCAAACCCACCGUCGGUCGAAGCCGAAGUAUCUUCUGUCGUCUCGUCCUAUCUUCAGCGCUCGCAACACGUAUACACAACCAUAUUCUCUGAAGCGCCACUCGACAUAGCACCUCGUCUACUCAUCGAUGUCUUCACCGCUCACCCGUCCGAAGCUACAGAACUUUUCUUCUCCGAGACUUCCCAGCUUGUCGCAUUCGUCGAGUCAGAAGAGACAGAUUCCUUUGGUGCUUUCUCUCUCAAGGGAAUUUCACAACUCCUGGAUGUGUACGGUCGAGACAGCGAGCUGUACCAACUGGCGGCAGAGACAACACGCGCAAUCAUUGAAUCAGCACUCUCAAAGCCGUCUUUCGCUCUCGCUAUCCUCACGUACCCGACUGUGCCGACGCAGGUGCACGCCGCGCGUCAACAACCUCCUCAGUCACCUCUCCCGCCAUACGCGACACCCUCGCCGCAACUUCCUAUCGGCGGUGUCUCGACAUGUCAUGCCUCCGCUGACGCAUGUGGGAAUGCAACAUCGUCAUGUUCAGGUCACGGAGCCUGUGUCGAAGCCCACAAAGCUGGAAGGACCUGUUUCGUAUGCGCAUGUGCACCUACCCGUGAUGAUGCAGGCCGUGUCCAGGAAUGGGCAGGGGACGCCUGCGAAAGAAAGGACGUUAGCUCCUCCUUCGUCCUCAUCACGGGCACCGUAAUCGGCAUCAUUCUUGUCAUCUUCGGUUCCGUAUCUCUUCUCUACACCGUAGGCAACCAAGAACUUCCCUCGACACUUGUCGCAGGUGCCUCAGGACACGUAAAGCGUGAUUAAAUUUUGCAUGUUAAUCUUUCCUUACAUGACAAUACCAACUUGCAUAAUUUAUUGUCCUUGCAUUGUUUAUAUCGCAC
Fomitiporia mediterranea MF3/22 is the source of this 1184-nucleotide messenger RNA. RefSeq lists its product as uncharacterized. The transcript has 3 exons. Gene Ontology annotation, cellular component: endoplasmic reticulum. NCBI's taxonomy places the organism in Eukaryota, Fungi, Basidiomycota, Agaricomycetes, Hymenochaetales, Hymenochaetaceae. The coding region runs from base 1 to 1107 and encodes 368 amino acids. The record is from RefSeq and is a predicted model, not a curated record.